Toxorhynchites rutilus septentrionalis is the source of this 789-nucleotide messenger RNA. RefSeq lists its product as uncharacterized. The transcript is spliced from 2 exons. NCBI's taxonomy places the organism in Eukaryota, Metazoa, Arthropoda, Insecta, Diptera, Culicidae. The record is from RefSeq and is a predicted model, not a curated record. Bases 1 to 789 code for a protein of 262 amino acids.
AUGAGUGCAUCGAAAAGAGGAAGCAACUGGACGAUUCCUGAGGACGAGGCGUUAUGCCUAGCAUGGUUGAAUACAUCACAAGACGCAAGUGUUGGCAUAAACCAACGGUCGCAAGCCAUGUACGACCGUGUUUACGGAAGUUUCCUUGAAAUCUGCACGGAAAAAUCAGUACCAGGGAACCCAGAACUUCGUGCCCCGAGUGGGAUUAAUGCUAGGUGGCAUCAUAUAAGCAAAAUGGUCAGCAAAUUCGUUGGUUGUCUGGCGCAAAUUGAAAACCGAUGUCCAAGCGGAGCUACGUCGGAAGAUUUUAUUAAACAAGCUGUUACACUGUUUGCGUUGACGGAGAAAUCAUUCUUCACGUUAAUGCACUGUUACGUGCUACUACAAAAUGCUCCGAAGUGGCUGCUGUAUCACUGCGUGAAGGCACCAGCUACCCAAAAACGAGGACAUUCGGAAACUGCUGAGUCGGCCCAAAGUGAUACCAGCAUGACUAAUGCUGAGUCUACAUCCACCAGUCGUCCGAUCGGACAGAAGGCCGCUAAGGGUCGGAAGAUUGUACUUGGAUCCGAAUAUGCUCAAGCUGGUUUAAAAAUCGCCAAAGCUGGAAGUGAACUGGCUGCAGCUGCAAAGGAAAGGCUCACCUACAGCAAGCAAAAAGCCCAAGCUUUAAGCAGGAUGGCCAAUCACACAAUCAUGUCGAUGAAUCUUGAUGGUUUGAAUGAGACUGCUCGUAAAUUUUAUUUGUUGGAACCACAAAGGGUUCUUGCCGAAACCAGACAGCAAGCCUGA